Psammomys obesus (fat sand rat) is the source of this 1558-nucleotide messenger RNA. RefSeq names its product GTPase IMAP family member 9-like. The transcript is spliced from 2 exons. NCBI's taxonomy places the organism in Eukaryota, Metazoa, Chordata, Mammalia, Rodentia, Muridae. Gene Ontology annotation, molecular function: GTP binding. The record is from RefSeq and is a predicted model, not a curated record. The coding region runs from base 90 to 968 and encodes 292 amino acids.
GCAGAAGCACAAGACCUUGACCCCUCACCAGUUCCUGCAGAAGCAGUAGAUCUGUGCACUCCUUAUCUUCAGAGUCGGCUUACCCCAACAUGGCUGGCCAUGCAAACACUAAUAUGAGGAUCAUUCUGGUAGGGAAAACUGGAAAUGGAAAGAGUGCUACAGCAAACACCAUCCUUGGAAGACGCCAGUUUGAGUCUAAGAUUGCUGCCCAUGCUGUUACCAAGACCUGCCAGAGAGCAUCCAGGACAUGGAAGGAGAGAGUCCUUGUUGUGGUCGACACUCCCGGGCUCUUUGACACCCAGGAGGCCAUGUCAACUACAUGUUCAGAAAUCAGCCGCUGUGUCCUCUACUCCUGCCCUGGGCCUCAUGCCAUCAUCCUGGUUCUGCAGCUGGGCCGCUACACUGAGGAAGAGCAGAAAACUGUUGAUUUGAUCAAGGGUAUUUUUGGGGAGGCAGCCAUGAAGUACAUGAUUGUCUUGUUUACUAACAAAGAUGCCCUUGAAGACCAGAGCCUUGACAGCUUUUUAGCUGAAGCAGGUGAAAAGCUAAAUGAUAUCAUCCUGCAGUGUGGGAACCGCUACCUGGCCUUCAAUAACAAAGCAGGUGCGGCUGAGCAAGAAGACCAAGUGCAGCAGCUGGUGGAGCUGAUAGAGAACAUGGUGGACACAAACGGAGGGUCUUACUUUUCUGACCGCAUAUAUCAGGACGUAGACAACAAGCUGAAUCUACAUCUAAGGAAUCUGAUGGAAACUUAUACUCAAGAACUCAUUAAUGAAAUUGAAAGAAUAGAAAAGGAAUAUGCGAAUAUAUUAGAAAAAGAAAAGCAGGCAAAAAUUGAUUCUGCAAGGAGAGAUUAUGAAGAAAAAAUGAGAAAUAUAAAGGAAGCAGCUGAAAAGAAUAUAUUUACAUAUAUUUUUGAAAAGAUAAAAGAAAUAAUUUCAAAUCUUUGGGACAAGUUGAGAUUUUGAUGUAAAUUUUAAUUUUUUUAAUAACUUUUAUUCUUUUAUUGACAGUUGUUCUUUGACAAUUUCAUGAAUGUGUUUAUAUGAUACCUUUUGAUUACAUUCAUGUCUUUUUGUUUUGCUAUCUUUUUUGCUUUGGUAUCCAUAGAAUUUAAUUCGGUCUAUCUAUCAGAGGUUGGUGGGCUCACCAGGAGGAAUACAAUGGCAGACAAUGCUUAUCCCUUUCCCAGAAUCCAUCAGUAGUUUUACCAGCUCAGCAGGAUGGACUAGGUUCCCAUGAGAUCCUCCGCUUUCAUCCAUCAACUAAUUGACAGGACCAUAGCUGCUGUGAGCUCAUGACAGCAAUGACUGUUUCCUGAACAUUAAAGGGUAUGGUAUAAGGGUGCCCUUUAGGGUUGAGCAGUCAGUCAUCACUUAUUUUCAGCACCUUGAGCAGGCAUGAGUCUAUGCAUUCCCUGCUAGUCUCUGCAAAGACGGGUUUCUUUGAUAGAGGGUAGGAAUAGCAUUUGUCUGUAGGUAUAAGUAAAUAGUUAAAGUGCAAUUUAGUGCUAUGUCAAUUUUAGCUAAACACUAGUGAGUCUUCACUGUGGCCUAUG